This is a messenger RNA of Pocillopora verrucosa, 4434 nucleotides long. RefSeq names its product macrophage colony-stimulating factor 1 receptor. NCBI's taxonomy places the organism in Eukaryota, Metazoa, Cnidaria, Anthozoa, Scleractinia, Pocilloporidae. Gene Ontology annotation, biological process: multicellular organism development; positive regulation of kinase activity; protein phosphorylation. Gene Ontology annotation, cellular component: plasma membrane; signaling receptor complex. Gene Ontology annotation, molecular function: protein binding; ATP binding; transmembrane receptor protein tyrosine kinase activity. The record is from RefSeq and is a predicted model, not a curated record.
UAAGACAAAAAGGUGUUCGAAUUUUUGCCGUCUCAUUUGGUGAAUAUGUUCCAGAUAUGCUGGAGACGAUUACAGAGAGAAAAGAAGACUUAAUUGUUGAGAGGAGCUUAUACACUUUACAGGAUAAUGUUGAACAUCUGGUUAAAAUGAUUCUUCAAGCCAUUGAUAAUCCUUCAGUUCGUUUUAGGAAGCAUCAAAACUGGUUUUUCGCCGGAAGAAAAGCUGAAUUACGUUGUGUUGCAUCAGGCUGGCCCCCUCCAACAGUCAAGUGGCUGAUGAACGGCAAGCAAGUUAAAGAUGGGGACCUUAACGAAACGGUUUAUUUCAGUGAAUCAGUUGCCGAAGAAUCAAUAACUCUGUCGCUUCACUUUUCUGAGGUAAAGCCUCAGCAUGUUGGAGAAUUUACCUGCGAAGCUGAAAACAAGUUCAAAGUAACAAGGCGUAAUACUGAAGUAUCAAUCAAAUGCCCACCAGUUGUUAUUACGCUAACUGCAAGUUACAAGGCAUUUCGAUCAAACUCAAGUGUUACAUUAAGAUGUCGAGUUGACGGUCUGGAUUAUCAGCAGCUGCCUUCUUACCACUGGCAAUGGAAGUUCCAAGGCCGGGAAAUAAAAGACACGGCAAGGCACAAAGUGUCCAAUGAUACUCAGUCUCCCAACGUAUGUCAGCUGUUUAGAGGAUCUACAAUUCUUUGUAUAACAAACAUUUCCAGUGAGGAUUUUGGACAAUACACCUGUUUAAUACUACAGUCUAAUACCACAUUUGCAGAAAGAGAAAUAUCUUUUCAUUCCUUUGAGCUACCACCACCCCAAAUUGUCAGGGCGGAUUCUUAUAAGUGUGGACGCGCUAUAAAGCUGCAGUGGAAACGUCCACUUCUGAUCGAGAGUAAAGUGAAUGGUUACCAAGUUACUUUGAGAUCAGUCAAUGGAAAAUCCAAGCACAUAUCUAAUUUCUCCGACGAAGUUUUUUCCCACGAAUUUGACGGACUCGAGAUCAAUGCAGUUUAUGAACUGAGUGUUCGAGCAAGAGAUUCAAACGGAUUUGGUCUUUGGGCAAGAGAACAACUAACGACGGCCGCAGAUGUACCAGCCGCGUUGAAGGUCAAAGCGGAACCGUUUGGCUGCAGUGCCAACCUGUUGUGGAAUACAGCCGUGAACCAAAGCUGCCCAAUCACUAAGUACGAGAUUUACUAUAGGGAAUCAACUACAGGAAGGAUGUCGGCCAAUAGCAGCGUGUGGGCCGUGAAAAGCCUCAAAGGGGCAAACAAAUAUCGUCUCUUGUUGGAUUGUGCCCAGAGAUAUGAAAUCAUGGUUAUGGCCUGGAAUCAAAGGGGACAUAACGACUUCAAUGAAAGCUCUGUGUUAUCAGUACUUACCGAAGAAGGUUUCCCGUUUACACCGUCGAUAACAGAUAUCCAAAGAAAGCAAUGUGAUAUUGUAGAAGUUUUGUGGAAUAGAUCAACUUCAGAUUCUGGUGGAGGUCCAAUAACUGGUUUCGAAGCGCAGAUUAGAAAUAGGAAUAGCCUGAACUGGAAUAAUUGCACGUAUGAUCUUUCAAAUUUUAAUUAUUCCUGUUCGUUCGAUGGUUUACUGAGUAAGAAUACCUAUGAUAUUCGCGUAAGAGCCGUCAACCAGAAAGGGCCUAGUCACUGGGCGAACCGAACAUUUACGACAGAAAUAAUAGGUCCACCUGAUUCACCUAAGAUUUUGUACGACAAUUCUACAAUUUCUGGAAGAAAUGCUUCCGUGAAGUGGACUUCUCCUGAACACUAUCAUUGCAACAUUACCAUGUACUCCAUUUGCUACAGAGAGACAGAACCAAGUGUCAAUGGUUGGAAGCAAUUAAACGUUUCGGGAAUAACAAGUUAUGAACUGCAUCUUAAAUACAGCAAGAAAUAUGAAGUCAUAAUUGCUGCUUGGAACAAACUGGGACGAAGCGAAAGCAGCCAAGCGUGGGAACCAAGAACAGCACAAGAUGUGCCGUAUGAACCAAUCUUGCAUCAGCCAAUCCUUGGACAGUGCAACAUCAUCAACGUAUCUUGGAGUCCCCCAACGCGAGAGGCACUCGGAGAUCCAGUUACCCUCUAUGUACCUCAGAUAAAAAUGACUGAGCCUAAAGGAUCUUGGAUCAACUGCACAUGUUUCAGCGUUUUAAAUCCAAUGUCUUGUCUGUUUACUAACUCGACGCAGUAUACACAUUAUGACGUCAGAGUGCUGGCAAAAAAUAAAAUAGGAUACAGUUUGCCCUCCAGCGUAUUGCAAAUUUCUACAGAAGAAGCAGACCAGCCUGGCACACCUGAAAUAAUUGAACGGAAAGUGUCAGGAUGCAAUGUGACCUUAAAGUGGACCACGCUUUUGUCAAAAAACUGCCCAAUACGUUUCUACACAAUCAGCUACAGACAAAAAGGUGCACCCCCUGAUGCCAUCGAGUGGACUGUGAUAAAUAUUACGGACGUUGCAGUCAAUCAAGUCACCAUCAAACUGAAUUGCACCACGACUUAUGAGUUUCAGGCCAGGGCUUGGAACCUGUUGGGAGGGAGUGCCAAUUCUAGAAGACAGGCGGCAACUACAGAAGAUGUUCAAUCUGUUCAAUCUGACUUUGACCAGGUGACUGCGAAACAUCACCCAUCAGAUUCCUCAAUGAUGACCAGUCUAAUAGGAGCGCUGAUCGCCUGUUUGGGUUUCUUGCUCUUUAUCCUACUGGUCAUUGGCUUUUGGUAUUUCCACAAGAAUCAGGCGACUAAACGUUCAAAAAGAACUGCCAAAGACCUUCAGGUUUUGGAGCAGUCCGAAAUCCAUCCGAUCAGAAUAGAAUUUCUCGAAGCACUGGGCGAAGGAGCGUUUGGAAAAGUUCACAAAGCAAGACUUAAGGAUAGUUUGGAUCUUUUUGCAAACGAUGAAAAAUUUUUUGGAAGAAAAAAGCAGUCAAAGACUGUAGCAGUGAAAGAAUUACAUGAACGCGCUGACGAGGAGCAAAGGAGAGAAUUUUUAGAAGAGAUUGACCUCAUGAAGCAAGUGGGAAAACACCAGAAUGUGUUGAGUUUCCUAGGUUGUUGGACCACAACCGAACCUUUUCUUCUGAUGCUCGAGUAUGUAGCCCAUGGAGAUUUGCUUCAAUGGCUGAAAAGGAAAAGGGUCCAGAUUAACAGUUCCACCAGCAGCUGCCCACAGGGAAUUAGUUUUUAUGCUGAAAGCACGAAUCUCAAAUCAACUGCAGAAGAGGUCAGUGAUGUAAGAGGCAAGAACAUACCAGAGGCAUGCAACUCUGCCCCUUCUCCUGGUGACACAUCACAACCAACUGAAGCUAAAAUUCCUCUCGUUGUUUUCUCCACUGAGCUGCAAGAGGGUGACGCUUUGACGGAGAAGAAAGACGAUGAGUGCAGUGAUGAUUGCGAGUCAUUUAUUCCGGCUGAUCUCAUGUCCAUGGCUUGGCAGAUCGCAAAAGGCAUGGCUUACCUUUCCGGAAAGGGGCUAGUCCAUAGAGAUCUUGCGGCAAGAAACAUUCUAGUUGGACACAGCAAACGGCUCAAGAUUUCAGACUUUGGUCUAAUGCGAGAAAUGUACCAUGAACUGUAUGAGGUAAAAAAGCAUACAAAGCUACCAAUCAAAUGGAUGGCGCCUGAGUCACUUUAUAGGCAGAUAUUUACGUCAAAAAGUGACAUUUGGUCUUAUGGAGUAGUCAUGUGGGAAAUCGCGACUGUCGGUGGUUCUCCAUAUCCACUGUUAACCAAUACAGAGGUCAUGAGACGUUUGAAGACAGGUUACCGCAUGGAAAAACCUGAUUUGUGCUCAGAUCAUGUUUACUCUUUGAUUUUGGAUUGUUGGAAACAAGACCAAGAUGAACGGCCUAGUUUUCAAGAGAUGGUUGGAAGGCUAGAAGAGCUGAUGCAUCAAGAAGCUGAAUAUUUUGAUUUUAACCAAAUGGACGAGUCAAAAGAUUAUUAUCAGGUGCAGGAUUCAGAGGCUGAAGACUUGGAAGAUGGCGAAGAUAAUCAUGAGAAUGAUGAUGUAAAUUCUAAUUUACUGCAUAACUGACCCUGCUAACUUAGUGCACUUUAUUUUCUCUCUGUCGCGCAUCAUAGCGCAUUUUGCGGGCUAACAGGGAGAUUUCGGUAGUCUAAAAUAACGCAUUAGUUGGACAGAGCGGAAAAAAAGGAGAGAAGCUCUGAUGAAGCCAGCGACCCGACGCAAAUCUCCUCUCCUUUCUUUCUGCCUACCUAUCACCCUUCUCAUGGACAAGUAGAACAGGCUGUCUGAACACCCCUCUUGGAGCGCACGUGACAUGAAGCUAGUCGAUCGUGCGACACGUGUAAUCUGCCUAAGUUGGUUUUAUCGAUUGAAUUUAUAACGUGAAUUGGCCCCAGUUAAAAGUUUCGAGCGUCAGCCCUUCUGCAGAGCGAAGGUGUGUCUAGGAUAUAUGGGAAAGGUGCCGCAC